This is a messenger RNA of Protopolystoma xenopodis, 333 nucleotides long. Lineage: Eukaryota; Metazoa; Platyhelminthes; Monogenea; Polystomatidea; Polystomatidae. The record is from the annotation of a GenBank genome assembly.
UCCUGCCUUAAAUGGAAUUGUCCACUUUUCAUCUCUUCCCUUCUGUCGACAGUAAAUUACAAUUGGUACUUCGACAGACGCGGCGAUUUGAGACGGUCAGUCAACGACACCAAAGGACUGGUACCGGGCGAAGAUUUUUCUCGCGAAAAGUGUGCGAAGUACUGCCUGAAGGGUGUGAAGAACAACCAAUGCCUGGGCUUUGACAUCUGCACAAAUGGUAUGUGCUUCGUGUUGACGGAUCAAGCCGAUUUUGAGGACAAAGAAGAAGAAGUUCCUCAAGAAGAGAGCAUCAAAUGCUCACGUUUCACUCGUAAGUUGUUUACUUUGAUAUGA